CCUUGGGGACGCCAACGCGGUCAUCCAUCUCUGCGUAUACGACAUUCCUCCCGUUCCAUAGAUUCUAAGAUGAAGUAUUUGCUGUUUCUGUUACUUCUGCUUGGCGCUUGCCUAGCAGCCAGCGCUGUCGAAGAGGCUGAAGACGAAAAUAGCGAUCAGUUCGUCGACGAUGGUGGAGAGGAGGUUCUGGAGGACCAGGAAGUCGAAAAUGAUCUUUAUGACAAGGUAGAUAAUUAUUUGGAAGAUAACGACUUGGAACGCCGUGGUCUAUUUAAACUUUUGAAAGAGGAAUGUGCGGCCGGAAGACCCCUUAACAAGGGGAUCGGACUCCCGUGUGGGUGCAAUUUGGUCUGUGAAAGCAACAGCUGUAGACACUUCCAGUGUGGCCGGUGUACAAUCGGAUCUUGCCCUUCGGGCCAAUACUGCGCUGCUUUCCCCUUGCUCAAAACCUCUCGAUGCCAGGAGAAAAAAGAUUGUAGAAGGUGGUGCACCAGCAAACGCCAGUGUAAAAGCGGGCGUUGUCGCUGGUUUAAAUGCAAAUGUUAGAAAAUUCGACUCACGGGACAAAGGAAAAAAACCUUGAGAACCGCAUAAACCGAUCCCGUGAUAAAUUAUGAUACAAGAAAAAAGCUGAUGCAGAAUUAUGAACUUUACUUCAAUAAUGUAUUGUUUCACGGAUUUACAGUCUAACAGCUGCAAGAUUUUCAAUAUUCCGCUUCGAUGACAACUUAAUGAGAAUUGUGCAAACAGAUACCGCGACAUUCUAAUAAAAUCUCAAUCAGCAAGA
This is a messenger RNA of Lingula anatina, 787 nucleotides long. RefSeq lists its product as uncharacterized. The record is from RefSeq and is a predicted model, not a curated record. Lineage: Eukaryota; Metazoa; Brachiopoda; Lingulata; Lingulida; Lingulidae.